UCAGGGCCUGGCAGAAGGUGCGGGGAAGCAGCCGUGUUUAUCGGGCGCCCUCUGUGUGGCAUGCACUUUGUGACCCCCAGACCGGCCUGCAGGCCCUGCAUCUUCCCAGGUGACCAGGACGGCUUCAGGACAUGCACGGGCACAGCCGCAACGGGCAGGCCCACGUGCCCCGGCGGAAACGCCGCAACCGCUUCGUCAAGAAGAACGGCCAGUGCAACGUCUACUUCGCCAACCUGAGCAACAAGUCUCAGCGCUACAUGGCGGACAUCUUCACCACCUGCGUGGACACGCGCUGGCGCUACAUGCUCCUCAUCUUCUCCGCGGCCUUCCUCGUCUCCUGGCUCUUUUUUGGCCUGCUCUUCUGGUGCAUCGCCUUCUUCCACGGUGACCUGGAGCCCAGUCCGGCGCCCGCGACAGGGGGCCCGGGGGGCAGUGGCGGGGCGGCCCCGGCAGCCCCCAAGCCCUGCAUCAUGCACGUGAACGGCUUUCUGGGCGCCUUCCUGUUCUCGGUGGAGACGCAGACGACCAUCGGCUACGGGGUCCGGGGCGGGGCGGGGGGCUGUCUCAUCGCCGUGGUGGUCCAGUCCAUCGUGGGCUGCGUCAUCGACUCCUUCAUGAUCGGUACCAUCAUGGCCAAGAUGGCGCGGCCCAAGAAGCGGGCGCAGACGCUGCUGUUCAGCCACCACGCGGUCAUCUCGGUGCGGGACGGCAAGCUCUGCCUGAUGUGGCGCGUGGGCAACCUGCGCAAGAGCCACAUCGUGGAGGCGCACGUGCGGGCCCAGCUCAUCAAGCCCUACAUGACGCAGGAGGGCGAGUACCUGCCCCUGGACCAGCGGGACCUCAACGUGGGCUACGACAUCGGCCUGGACCGCAUCUUCCUGGUGUCGCCCAUCAUCAUCGUCCACGAGAUUGACGAGGACAGCCCGCUCUACGGCAUGGGCAAGGAGGAGCUGGAGUCGGAGGACUUCGAGAUCGUGGUCAUCCUCGAGGGCAUGGUGGAGGCCACAGCCAUGACCACCCAGGCCCGCAGCUCCUACCUGGCCAGCGAGAUCCUGUGGGGCCACCGCUUCGAGCCCGUGGUCUUCGAGGAGAAGAGCCACUACAAGGUGGACUACUCACGCUUCCACAAGACCUACGAGGUGGCCGGCACGCCCUGCUGCUCGGCGCGGGAGCUGCAGGAGAGCAAGAUCACGGUGCUGCCCGCCCCGCCGCCCCCGCCCAGUGCCUUCUGCUACGAGAACGAGCUGGCCCUCAUGAGCCAGGAGGAAGAGGAGAUGGAGGAGGAGGCUGCGGCUGGCGCCGUGGCCGCAGGCCUGGGCCUGGAGGCAGGCUCCAAGGAGGAGGCGGGCAUCAUCCGGAUGCUGGAGUUUGGCAGCCACCUCGACCUGGAGCGCAUGCAAGCCACACUCCCACUGGACAACAUCUCCUACCGUAGGGAAUCCGCCAUCUGACCUCCAGGCCCUGCCCGCCUCACUUCCAGAGCCUCUGCUUGGGGGCAGGGACAGGACACCCCUCCCUCACUCAGGACAGAGCUG
Molecule: messenger RNA, 1535 nt
Organism: Tupaia belangeri chinensis (Chinese tree shrew)
Lineage: Eukaryota; Metazoa; Chordata; Mammalia; Scandentia; Tupaiidae
Gene: KCNJ4
Product: potassium inwardly rectifying channel subfamily J member 4
Biological process (GO): regulation of monoatomic ion transmembrane transport; potassium ion import across plasma membrane
Cellular component (GO): plasma membrane
Molecular function (GO): inward rectifier potassium channel activity
Source: RefSeq, a predicted model, not a curated record